Molecule: messenger RNA, 1701 nt
Organism: Purpureocillium lilacinum
Lineage: Eukaryota; Fungi; Ascomycota; Sordariomycetes; Hypocreales; Ophiocordycipitaceae
Biological process (GO): regulation of DNA-templated transcription
Molecular function (GO): DNA-binding transcription factor activity
Source: RefSeq, a predicted model, not a curated record
AUGUCGCAGAGAGGCUCGGUGCCGCACCUUGCUUCUCUCCGGUCUUCGAGAUCCCCUCCCGGACGUGACGAGGCGUCUCCCCGCCAGCACGUGUCGGCCACCGGCAACAAUGACGGGCGGCCCGAAAAUAGUGUGGGACCUUCGGACGGGUUUGGACGGCCCCAGCAGCAAUCAUCCAAGUCGCUGGGGGUGCAUAACAUCUUGAAUCCUUUCGAUUCUCGACAUAUGCCACCUGAGGAUGCUGCGCGUUCGGCAACAGAGAGCUCCGGCACGUCCACGCUGGCGGGCGGGCGAAUAUAUGCCACCUCACGGACAUACUAUCCAGCUCCCACGGCGGCUAGCUCUCACCCGGGAACUCCUGUCGGAGGUAUGGCUCCCCGUGGCAGACCCCCGUCAUCCGAGCGGAACUCUCCCGUGACAGGCUAUCCCUUCCCACCGUUGAAUGAUGCAAGAACGGGCACGAGCCCACGGCUUCCCAGGGCCACGAGUUUCAGCCAGGCUGUUCCGCCGAGGGAGAUGGAGUCUCGACGACAAUCGCUCUUGUCUAGUUCCUCGCCAGCCAAGCGACCAUACGAGGUUGAGCCUCCGGAGGAACAGAGACAGCUUCCAGCCUUGCCUCCUAGCUUAGGUACGACUCUUCCAGCAGGUCACUCAAUAGCCACACCGCCCGCGGCCCCCGGGCAUCCCGUGUCACGUCCCCCAGAUGCGAUGUACAUGUCGCAGCCGCCAGUGCUUCCCAGGGACGCCCAGGGUCGCCCGCAGUCCCUCCCUGCACAUCCUCAAUUUCAACAGAGUGGCGUGCUCAGCCGGCCAAUGUCGGCCCUGGCGGGCCCUGAGCAAGGAUCAUGGUCCGAUGCAAUGCGCCGAUCUGGGAUGGGUUCCAACAUCGCCCCAGCAGAAGGCCAACAAGCGUUCAUGACGUUGCCUGGAAGCGAUACGCCGAUUCCGGUUCAAGUCGACUACUCGCAAGCCUCGAAGAAGGCGGAUGAAAAGCGACAGCGCAACGCAAAGGCCUCUACGAGGCAUCGCCGGAAGAAGAAGACGAUGCAGGAGGAGAAUAUGCGGCUCUUGCAAGACCUCAAGGACGAACGUCAACAGAUGGCGUUUGAGGUAGAUGAUCUGAAGCGGCAGAGGGACUUUUACCGCGAGGAGCGAAACAGACUUCGCGAGAUUGUGGCUCGCACCGCUGGCAUCCACCAACACGCAGCCGGCCCACCGACUCCCCCGAUGCGAAGCAUCGAAAGCCUUGCAGACAGGAGUCCGGGAUCGCGUUCGCACAUGCCGACUCCAACGCCAGGGUACGCGAGCGAUCCGUCGUCGGCGGAGCGGCCAUCGCAACGACGAAGGACGGAGGACCGACCGGAGUACACAACGUCUGCGUACGGUGCUCCCGCGAGCGGGCCACAUCAGGCGAUGGGCCCCGGGGUGGGUAGCAGCCAAGCUUAUGGAAUGCCUCCCCGGCCGCUGUCGGCCUCGUCGUCGGCCAGCGGCGAAAGACUGCCGCCUUUGCGAGCCAUGGAGGGGCCUGCUCCCGUGCAAGGCAUUGGAGGAAGGCAACCGCAAGAGCAGGACCCCAGAACCGGACAGUGGCGGCCAGCGCAGCCGCGGCAAUACGAAACAGGCUGGGCGACGGGGGCGAGGAAGACGCACGAGGGACACCCGGCGCAGGGACACCCGUCUCAUCCAUCACAAUGGCAGUGA